AAUAACGUAAGUGGAGUACAUAAAUCAUCCACGUGACUCAUCAUCUCAUGUCACUAUUUCCUCUUGAUAUGAUACUUUCUUCCUUAACCAAAUCUCUACCUACAAAUGAAGUGUUUUGAAUGUCGUUGUGUAUUUGUAUGGAUUAAUAAACAAAAUAAAUUAAACACACAUAUAUCCACAUCAUACUUUUCCACACAUACCUCCCCACUAAACUUCUGCAUUCAAUGCAAAAAAAAAAAACUUCUGCAUUCAAUGCUGUGUGACACACUCUCUUAUCAUAAAUUAAAUAUCAUUUCUAAUUCCCCUUCGCUUCAACAAUAUUGAAUGGCGGAAGUUAACGAACACGGCGACAACCGAGAGCUCCGCCGCCGGAGACGAAAGAGAUGCUUAAUCUACCUCCUCCUCCUCGCCGUCUUCAAAAUCGGAAUCAUCCUCCUCCUAACCCUCACCCUCAUGCGAACCCGUACACCCAAGUUCCGCGUGAGCUCCGCCGCAUUCGGCGCCUUCACCUACUCCGACGCCGACCCCUCGUUCGACAUCACGCUCUACGCCGAGCUCGCCGUGAAGAACACCAACUUCGGCCGCUACAAUUUCGACUCCACCACCGUGUACUUUUCCUACGACGGCGCCGUGGUGGGGUCCGCGCUGGUCCCCGGGUGGACCGCGAGAGCGCGCUCUACCCGGAAGAUCAGGGUUCAGGUGGAGCUGUCGUCGGCCGGAUUGGCGGACCGGGUUCAGGUGAAGAGCGAUUUGGAGGGUGGGGUGCUGCCGCUGAAUAGCCGGGCGGCGCUGACGGGAGAGGUGGAGGUGUUGCGGGUGUUUGAGAGGAAGAAGACGGCGGAGAUGGAUUGUUUUCUUGCCAUUAAUUUGGUGCAGAGAAGUGUUGGAUAUUUGAGCUGCCAGUAGCUAUACAGUAUUCAUGAGUAUACUAUACCUUAGUCAGUGUUCGGUUUGCAAGAUUGUAUCUCCGGAUUAAAUUAGUAGUGUGUUUGGUUCAUGAGAUUUAGUUCUCCAACUCAAUCCUAGAUGGAUAAUCA
Salvia splendens (bonfire salvia) is the source of this 1037-nucleotide messenger RNA. RefSeq lists its product as uncharacterized. The transcript is spliced from 2 exons. The record is from RefSeq and is a predicted model, not a curated record. Bases 325 to 906 code for a protein of 193 amino acids. Lineage: Eukaryota; Viridiplantae; Streptophyta; Magnoliopsida; Lamiales; Lamiaceae. Gene Ontology annotation, biological process: defense response to other organism.